GUAUGUUUGAUAACCUAAUUCAGUACUUAAAACUGAAUAGGUUAAGUGAAAAUAAAAUAAGUUGGUUUGAUAACCACAAAAGAGUCCACUGAACACGCUCAGUGAAAGUAAAGAGUUAAGAGUAAAAAAAUAAGUAGGUCCCCCCUACUUAUCACUUAUCGUUGAACACGCUCAAUGUGAGCCCGAUGUUUUCUUUUCUUUUUUUUCUUUUUCUCACGUCUUCGUUCUCUUCCUUGCCCUCGCCUCCCAUUUUGACCCCACAAAUGACGAAGACCCAUCUCCAGGGAUGGCUUCUGGAGAUGCUGCUAGAGCAAAUUGGAAAGAUCCAGAUCUCUAUAAACUUUUUAUAGAUUUGUGCUUGAAAGAAUCUACGGAGAAUGGUAAAAUGGCGGUAGUUAAAAAAAGAAAGUUGGGACAGGAUUCUAAUAGCUUUGAACAAAGAGAAGGUCUCAACUUAACUCAAAAACAGGUGAAAAAUCAUUGGGAUUUUUUGAAAUCAAAAUAUGGAGAGUAGUCAAAGAUAAUCUCAAAAACUAGUAACGGUUACGAUCCUGUAACUAAUACCGUCAACUGGAGUACAGAGGAAUGGAGUGAGUACAUACAGGCCAACCCCAAUGCCAAACAGUUUCGAUAUACUAGAUUACAAUAUUCGAACAAGUUAAAAGCAUUAUUUGACAGUGUUAGAGCAACAGGAAGAUUUUCAUGGGGACUGUCAAAAGAAGGGUUUCCUACUUAUGGCACUCUGUCACAAUCACAAACGUACAUUAAUCUUGACAUUAGAUCUCUUGAGACACCUUCUUCGCCAAAUGGUGGCGUGGAAAAACAUGGUAAUAAAUGGCAAAAGAAAAACAAGUCAUCCGAUGAUCUUGAUAAACAACUGCUUGAAGCUCUUCACACUUUACAAAGUUUUGAUGGGCCCACACUAGAAGAAUGCAAUCGUAUUCUAGAUGAUAUGCAACGUUUUGAUAUGAGCGACCCAUUAUAUAUAGUUGCAUGUAGCAUUUUUUGCGAGAGCAAGGCACACAGGGAGCAAUGGAUGCUAUUACAUAAAAAACGAGAAGUAGUUAGAGAGAGCUGGAUAGAGUUGAAUGGCAAGAAGUUAGAAUUACUUUGAAUUAUAGUGAAUAGGCAGUUGAUUUUGAACUUGAGACAUUGCUUGAGCUUGUUCUUUCUUUUCUUUUUCUUUUUGAUUACAUUUAGGAAUGGGUUUGCUUGGAAAUUGGAAUUGUUUUUGUUAUAAAGUUUAAUAUUUAUACCUUUGUAUUUUUUGGUUGACAUGUCAUUAUAUUUAUCUCAUCUUUAUCUAAUUAAGUACUUGCAAUGUUUGGCGCAGCAUGUUGUCUGAUAAGCAAAAGAGUGCAUUAAAGAUUAUCACACUUAUUUUGAUCAUCAAAAUAUUGAGGACAAAACGUAUUGGAAGAAGGCCUAAUACUGACUCUAUGCUUACCGAACCUAGAUAUAUGAAAGAACUUGUAACAAGAAACCCUGCACAUUGUCAGGAAAUGUUACGGAUGAAAAUAGAAACAUUCGUAUGUAUGUGUCAUCACUUUCGUAUUAGAGGAGGGCUUCAAAAUAGUCGUUACAUAUCUGUAGAAGAAAAGGUCCCAAUGUUUCUCAUAGCAUUGAGUCACAAUAUACGGAAUCAUUUUGUCAAAAGAAGAUUCAAUCAUUCAACACAAACAAUACAUAGGUAUUUUUAUGAAGUAUUGCAUGCAAUGCUGAACUUCUCAAAAGAGAUGAUUGUUGACACACCUUAUGAUCAGCUGGCACAUCAAAUACGAGAGAACCGUCGUAUUAGACACAUAUUUCAGGGUGCGGUAGGUGCGCUUGACGGAACUCUAAUUUCAGCAGUUGUGCCACGUGACCAACAAAUUCGAUACAGAGGACAAGGAAGGGGAGAAUGUUACCAAAAUGUGCUUGCUAUAUGUGACUUUGAUAUGUUGUUUACAUUUGUGUGGGAUGGUUGGGGAGGGGUAGCACAUGACUCACGGGUGCUAAGAGAAACUAUGAGUGAUCCAGCUAACAACUUUCCAAUUCUUCCUCCAGGAAAAUACUUUUUAUGUGAUGCAGCAUAUACUCAUACACAUAGAUUUAUGGCACCAAACCGAAAUGUGUGGUAUUGGUUAGCUGAUUUCCAAAAUGGUUGGCAUCCUAGGAAUAAAGAAGAGCGAUUCAACCUUGCACAUGCGAGGUUACGGAAUGUGAUUGAGCUUGCUUUUGGAGUUCUGAAGUCUCGUUUUCCAAUACUAAAAAGGAUGUCAUCAUAUCCUUUUGCAGUACUAAGAAAUAUGGUGAUUGCUUGCAUAACCAUGCAUGAUUUUAUUCGGAGGACUUGCAUUUCAGAUCAAUUUCUUGACGAAUUCAACGUUCCAAAUGCUUCUUAUGGCAAUGCUCAACAUCAUGUGGAUAAUUUCGAAGCAGGUGGAGGAUGAACCCAAGCUGAUCAAAUUUUUAUGCUCACCUUACUAGAGCAAAUUGCAAUGCAAUUGAAUUCUAUAAACUACUCUUGAGUGUUAAAUUUGAUUUUGCUACUUUAAUAUUUGAUGAAGUUUCAAUGAUCAACAAUAUUUUGAAUAGUUUUUUAGUGUCUUUCUAAUAUUUUGUAUAUAAUGUUAUUAUUUUGAUAGCGGUAUCUCUGUCUAUAUAUAUAAUUGAUUAUGAUUUACUAGUCAUGAAUGUAUGAAGGGUAAAUUUGGAAAAUUAAUGACUUUCAGACUUAAGCUCACUGGACAAAUCAAACAGCUUAUUUAAUUCAGUGCUUAAAAUUCAGUACAUAUCAAACAGCUUGUUAGCUUAAACAAUUCAGUAUUCAGUUUCAAGUAC
Messenger RNA from Rhododendron vialii, 2823 nucleotides. RefSeq lists its product as uncharacterized. The transcript has 5 exons. NCBI's taxonomy places the organism in Eukaryota, Viridiplantae, Streptophyta, Magnoliopsida, Ericales, Ericaceae. The record is from RefSeq and is a predicted model, not a curated record. The coding region runs from base 1335 to 2432 and encodes 365 amino acids.